Messenger RNA from Trichechus manatus latirostris (Florida manatee), 2056 nucleotides. RefSeq names its product solute carrier family 5 member 2 (gene SLC5A2). The record is from RefSeq and is a predicted model, not a curated record. The coding region runs from base 1 to 2025 and encodes 674 amino acids. Gene Ontology annotation, molecular function: D-glucose:sodium symporter activity. Gene Ontology annotation, biological process: sodium ion transport; transmembrane transport. The transcript is spliced from 14 exons. Gene Ontology annotation, cellular component: plasma membrane. Lineage: Eukaryota; Metazoa; Chordata; Mammalia; Sirenia; Trichechidae.
AUGGAGGCACACACAGAGGCAAGCUCGGCACCAGGACUGGAGGACCAGAGUGUCCUAAUCGACAACACUGCUGACAUUCUGGUCAUUGCCGCCUAUUUCCUGCUGGUCAUUGGUGUCGGCUUAUGGUCCAUGUGUAGAACCAACAGAGGCACGGUUGGUGGCUACUUCCUGGCGGGACAAAGCAUGAUAUGGUGGCCGGUUGGGGCCUCUCUCUUUGCCAGCAACAUUGGCAGCGGCCACUUUGUGGGCCUGGCAGGGACUGGUGCUGCAAGUGGUUUGGCUGUGGCUGGAUUCGAGUGGAAUGCGCUGUUCGUGGUGCUGCUACUGGGCUGGCUCUUCGCGCCGGUGUACCGAACCGCGGGCGUCAUUACGAUGCCGCAGUACCUGCGCAAGCGCUUCGGCGGCCACCGCAUCCGCCUCUACCUGUCAAUGCUCUCGCUUUUUCUGUACAUAUUCACCAAGAUCUCGGUGGACAUGUUCUCCGGAGCGCUGUUCAUCCAGCAAGCUCUGGGCUGGAAUAUCUACGCCUCAGUCAUCGCGCUUUUGGGCAUCACCAUGAUCUACACGGUGACAGGAGGGCUGGCAGCGCUGAUGUACACGGAUACGGUGCAGACCUUCGUCAUUAUCGUGGGGGCCUUCAUCCUCAUGGGCUACGCCUUCCACGAAGUGGGCGGGUAUUCGGGGCUCUUCGACAAAUACUUGGGGGCAAUGACGUCGUUGACAGUGUCCGAGGACCCUGCCUUGGGCAACAUCUCCAGCUCCUGUUAUCAACCCCGUCCUGACUCCUACCACUUGCUUCGGGACCCUGUGACGGGCGACCUGCCGUGGCCCGCGCUGCUCCUAGGGCUUACCAUCGUCUCGAGCUGGUACUGGUGCAGUGACCAGGUCAUAGUGCAGCGCUGCCUGGCUGGGAAGAACCUGACCCACAUCAAGGCAGGCUGCAUCCUGUGCGGCUACCUGAAGCUGAUGCCCAUGUUCCUCAUGGUCAUGCCAGGCAUGAUCAGCCGCAUUCUUUACCCGGAUGAGGUGGCGUGCGUGGUGCCCGAGGUGUGUAAGCGCGUGUGUGGCACCGAGGUAGGCUGCUCCAACAUCGCCUACCCGCGGCUUGUUGUGAAGCUCAUGCCCAAUGGUAUGCGCGGACUCAUGCUGGCGGUCAUGCUGGCGGCGCUAAUGUCCUCGCUGGCCUCAAUCUUCAACAGCAGCAGCACACUUUUCACCAUGGACAUCUACACGCGCCUGCGACCCCGUGCCAGCGACCCCGAGCUACUGCUAGUAGGACGGCUCUGGGUGGUGCUCAUUGUGGCUGUGUCGGUGGCCUGGCUACCCGUGGUGCAGGCAGCACAGGGCGGGCAGCUCUUCGAUUAUAUGCAGUCGGUCUCCAGCUACCUGGCACCACCUGUGUCUGCCGUCUUCAUCCUGGCUCUCUUUGUGCCCCGUGUCAAUGAAAAGGGUGCCUUCUGGGGACUGAUUGGGGGCCUGCUGAUGGGUCUGGCACGUCUUAUUCCCGAGUUUUCCUUUGGCUCGGGCAGCUGCGUGAGACCCUCGAAGUGCCCAGCGUUGAUCUGCGGCGUGCACUACCUCUACUUUGCCAUCGUGCUCUUUGUCUGCUCCGGCCUCCUCACCCUCGUAGUCUCCCUGUGCACCGCGCCCAUCCCACGCAAACAUCUCCACCGCCUGGUUUUCAGUCUCCGGUACAGCAAGGAGGAUCGAGAGGACCUGGAUGCAGAUGAGGAGCUGGAAGGCCCAACCUCACUCCCUGUACAGAAUGGGCGCCUAGAGCACGCAGCGGAGAUGGAGGAGCCCCAGCCCUCAGCACCAGGUCUAUUCCGCCACUGCCUCUUUUGGUUCUGUGGAAUAAGCAGCGGUGGGGCGGUUAGUUCCCCACCCCCUGCUCAGGAGGAGGCUGCUGCAGCAGCCAGGCGGCUGGAGGACAUCAGUGAGGACCCAACCUGGGCCCGUGUGGUCAACCUCAACGCCCUGCUCAUGAUGGCUGUGGCCAUGUUCCUCUGGGGCUUUUAUGCCUGAGGCAACUAUGUUGGACACCAUGAGCCACAAC